AUGGCCGACCUUUCCAGCGGCACAAUCACCCAUCCUGCCGCGGAUGACCUGCCUCGUUCUUGUCUUGUUCAGCACGACACAACGCAGAAGAUGCGAGAUGACACUGCCGAACAAGAUCAUCCCAAGCCGCUGCCUGAAGGCGAGUGCGUGUGCCCAGUCGUGCCUCUGGAUAGGCUUUGCCCACAGUGCCGGACGAUUGAGUUCGACACCAUGGCCAAUACGACAGACUCGUACACUCACGAAGAUGAAAAUUUCUUCCGAGGCGAGGCGACUCAGGAUGUCAACAACAACAGAGUUAUCAGCAAUACCAUGUUCGAAAUGAAUGCCAUGAGGGGACUCGAAGAUUUCCACCUGUUUCAGGUCUGCUACGGUGAUUAUAAAUCCUACUCGAGACAGUAUCCACGCAAGAUCAUCGUUAUCCCAAGCCACAAAGGUCCGGGAUUCUUCGGGCGUCACAUCGACAGGGACGCAGUCGACCUGGGAGCCGUGUGUACACAGCUGCAGUUCUGUGAGAAGAAUCACGAAUUAUGCAAGCCCGUGCAUUCCGCAUCUACCGCUUCCAAAUACCGAGAUCUGGGGCUGAGAGCCAUUGACGUGGACAGCAUGACGGUGGUCCCCAUCAUGUGGGAGAAUGAUAGAUAUGUCGCGCUCAGUUACGUCUGGGGCUCCACCCACACGAAUGAAGAAGACCGGGAUUGCGAGCUUCCCAGCAGACUGCCGCAAGUGGUGCAGGAUGCUGUUGUUGUCACGAAAAGUUUGGGACACCGCUUUCUAUGGGUUGACCGCUAUUGCAUCCCCCAAACUGAUAUGGUGGCUCGGCAACAGCAAAUUCAGGCCAUGGGGGAGAUCUACCUGCACUCUUCCCUGACCAUCACUGCUGCCGCCGGAAUGGACGCAGAUUAUGGGCUCCCAGGGAUCUCCACCCGGCGAUCCAAACAGGAUAGCAUUCGCGUUGGUCAACACUGCCUCUUGGCUUUCUAUCCGCCUAUCCAUGAGCUCCCCACAACGAAGUGGGCCUCUCGUGGAUGGACGUAUCAAGAGGGUCUUCUAUCUACACGUCGCCUCAUAUUUACACAAAGUCGGGUCUUCUUCGAGUGCCGAGAGGCACUAUUUGACGAAUACUGCACGGCGUUUAACGUGGAGCCCUCAGAUGCUCACUGGUCAUCGUCAUACAAGGACCUCUUUCAUGCUUUCCGGUCCUUCGUCCCAGACCGUGAAGAUGAGGGCGAGUUCUUCCGUCAAGCGGCGAUGCGGAUUGGGGAAUUCAGCCAACGCGAGCUGACGUACGACGGAGACGCUCUUAAUGCUAUGGCUGGGGUUCUUUCACUGUAUCCUGACAUUGCCUUCUGUGGCCUUCCGGUCCCAAGGCUUCUACCUGUCGGGUGUCGCCUUGACAGGGAAACGGACUCCUUGACCCUGGCGUUGGCGUGGACGGGGAGUGACCAGCCGGGUUCUACGAGACGUCAUGCGUUCCCUAGCUGGACCUGGGCGGGCUGGAAGAAGUGUGUUUAUCAGGGUCCUACAGAGCCGCAUCCCAAGUACUAUUUCAAAUUUCUGGUCGAUACUAUUAGCGUGCAGUUUAAGGACACUGCUGUAGAUUGGGAGGCUGGUAAGAGGGACAUAAUGGCGAGGAGCAGAGCAGGAACUUUACCAAUGUGGUUACAAAUUUCUGGCUGGUCUUUUACUUCACUUGAAGAUCCCGAGUCACAGGUCGAACACUGCAUCAUUGCACGUGACUCUAGUGUUGCUCAGACGGCAGUUCAAACAAGCUGA
Molecule: messenger RNA, 1773 nt
Organism: Diaporthe amygdali
Lineage: Eukaryota; Fungi; Ascomycota; Sordariomycetes; Diaporthales; Diaporthaceae
Product: HET-domain-containing protein
Exons: 4
Coding region: 1-1773 (590 amino acids)
Source: RefSeq, a predicted model, not a curated record